Molecule: messenger RNA, 1192 nt
Organism: Ectocarpus siliculosus
Lineage: Eukaryota; Phaeophyceae; Ectocarpales; Ectocarpaceae
Source: the annotation of a GenBank genome assembly
AUGCGAAGUAGCAGCAAUACCUCCAGCAGGCGAAGCAGAAGCAAUAGCGGGGGCAGGACCGGGAGCAGUGGGAACCUGGGCGUCAUCGCGGCCAAGGCGCGAGGAGAACAACACACUCGUUCGAGUUCGGUGGUCGACCUGGUUGACAUCCUCGAGAAGAAGGAGCUGUCGGCCGCCGAGGUCAUGGUCAUUCGACAAAGCAUGGUGCAGACUCAAGACAGACUGUUUGUAGCGACCAACCCUAACGAGGUCGGCGGCGGCACCGGUGCCGGUUCGGCCGAACGAAAGAGCUCGGCGGCGUCGGCUGGAGCGAUGGGGGAGGUGGUUGGCGACGACAGCAUGGUCGUGGGCAAGGGCAUCAUGAUCAAGGGCGACGUUGACAACUGCGCGACUCUAAUCGUGGAAGGCUACUUCGAGGGAAACUUUCGGGGGGGGUUCCUAGCUGUGCCGAAGGGCGGCAAGUACGUGGGGAUGGCUGACGUGCGAAGAGCUGACAUCGGCGGCCGGUUGCACGGGACCCUCAGCGCGAGCACCCUACUCGAGGUGCGGGCAUCCGGCAAGAUCGAGGGUAUGGUGCGCUAUAACGACGUCAAGCUCGAGCAGGGGGGCAGCAUGGUCGGCGAUAUCCAGCAAGGAACGAAAUCGUAGCUGGACGGCAUAUGAACAACUGGUACUUGUCGCCGCGUGCGCGAUGAUGACGGCCUCGUGCCGUAACUGCUAUAUGUUGUGCUUCGAUUACGAUCGGAGCAUGUGUGUUCAAUCGUUCGUUGCACGCUGCUGCUGGGGUCUGAUAUUGGCGGGGCCGGGGCGGUUCUGCACUUCUUCCUUGUGAGGAUGCCAUACCCUCUGUCAAGCCGUGCUCUUGCAAGUAGUACUCUGCUGCGUCAAUCACUCUUGUGGCGUCCUUGCUACGUCGGUUCUUUUGUCUAAUGAGCUCCGUCAGGUGGUAACAUGGGUUUACAUUUAGGUCGUCUCGAGAGCCGGUAGAAGUAGAUACGCGGCAGAUGUUCAUCGCUUGAAAGGUUUAGUAUUUUUUUUCCGUGUCACUCCGUCUGUAUGUACAUUAACUGCUGAACAUCUACGGUUUGGUGUUUCAAGAAUAUUAAUCAGUCCCAUGUUGUACACGGAGUGUACAAUACUGUAGUCGACGUGGUAGUGCCAUUCGUGUUCUCCGACGUAUUCGUAGUGGAGA